Aspergillus luchuensis is the source of this 993-nucleotide messenger RNA. RefSeq names its product alpha/beta fold hydrolase. The transcript is spliced from 4 exons. Gene Ontology annotation, molecular function: hydrolase activity. The coding region runs from base 1 to 993 and encodes 330 amino acids. NCBI's taxonomy places the organism in Eukaryota, Fungi, Ascomycota, Eurotiomycetes, Eurotiales, Aspergillaceae. The record is from RefSeq and is a predicted model, not a curated record.
AUGGCAUCCACCGUCUACCCCAACCUAGCCAAAAAGGCCACUCUCUCCGACGGCACCACCUACGGCUACGUCCACGUCCCCGCCACGGACGGAAAACCCACCUUCCUCUUCCUCCACGGCUACCCCUCUACCAGCUACGACUGGCGACACCAGAUCGCAUUCCUGCAGAAGGGCGGAUACGGUGUAAUUGCGCCCGAUCUGCUGGGCUAUGGCGAUACCGACAAGCCGACGGACCUCAAGGCGUACCGUUUGAAGGCGAUGAGCCAGCAUGUGAUUGAGAUUCUGGAUCGCGAGGGUGUCUCUCGGGCGGUGUUGGUCGCGCAUGAUUGGGGCGUCGGUCUCGCCUCCCGCGUGGCAUAUUACUAUCCCCAGCGGUUCUACGGGUUCGUCAGCAUUGCAGUCGCGUAUAAUGCCCCUGGGCCGAAGUUCGAUCUCGACGGUCUCCUCAAACACACCGAAUCCCUCUUCGGAUACCCCGUCUUCGGGUACUGGCUCUGGCAUAACACCGAUGAAGCAGCUGAUGAGAUGGCAGCUCAUCCCGAAUCCGCUUUCAACCUCAUCUACCCGCAAGACCCUGCGAUGUGGAAAACCGAUCUCGCUCCCAUCGGCAAAGCAGCCGAAUGGGUCCGCUCUGGCAAAACCACCCCUCUCCCGUCCUGGCUCACCCAGGAAGACUACGAUAUCCAUCAUCGUGUCUUCUCGGAGGGUGGAUACGCCGGUCCGCUGUCGUGGUAUAAGGCUGCGAUUCGCGGCAUCAAUACCGAAGAUGAAGCGGACAUUGAGGGUGGAGUGGGGAAAUGCACCGUGAAGAAUCUGUAUAUUGCUGCGAAGCAGGACUAUGUUUGUCGGAUGGAGGUGGGGUCGCAUAUGACGACUACGAAUGUGGUGGAUUCGAGGAUCGAGGUGGUGGAUGCGGGUCAUUGGGUGCAGUUGGAGAAGCCGGAUGUUGUGAAUGAGUUGUUGGUUGGGUUUGCGGAGGAGGUUGCGAAGUAA